ACCUUUGCAGUUUGCCCAAAUAUAUAAUAAUAACAUUUACCAAAAUAAAGUCUCAAAUAAUAAGCAAUAAAGUGCUUUUCAUUCAUUGAACUGAUAUCCUCAUAAAUGUCUGUAACCCUCCACACUGAUUUGGGAAAUUUAAAGAUUGAACUCUUCUGCGAAUCUUGUCCCAAAGCUUGUGAGAACUUCCUAGCAUUAUGUGCUAGUGAUUAUUAUAAUGGUUCCCUUUUCCAUAGAAAUAUCAAAGGAUUCAUUGUUCAAACAGGGGACCCAACAGGAACUGGAAAAGGAGGCACUUCAAUAUGGGACAAAAAGUUUGAAGAUGAGUUCAAAGAACAGUUGAAGCACAAUACUAGAGGUAUCAUUUCAAUGGCCAAUAAUGGACCAAACACAAAUGGUAGUCAGUUCUUCAUCUCUUAUGCUGUACAGCCACAUUUGGAUCUGAAAUACACAGUUUUUGGGAAAGUCAUUGAUGGUUUGGAGACAUUGGAUGAACUUGAAAAAGUACCAGUCAAUCCAAAGAACUUCAGACCUGUGAGUGAUAUAAGAAUCAAUAGUGUAACAAUUCAUUCCAAUCCAUUAGCUGGUUGACUAAUACAUGUUUGGCUGAAUAAACUGUUAGGUAUGAUUUUAUA
Molecule: messenger RNA, 635 nt
Organism: Phaedon cochleariae (mustard beetle)
Lineage: Eukaryota; Metazoa; Arthropoda; Insecta; Coleoptera; Chrysomelidae
Source: the annotation of a GenBank genome assembly